ACACACACACACACACACACACACACACACGCACAGUCCUAAACAACAAUGACAUCAUAGCCAAUGAACAGCGUGCCCAUAGUUGUACAUUAUGCACUCCGGUUUUAAAUGCAUACUCCAACUAUUAAACAGUCUAUUAUCACAAAUGGCGUUUAAUACAAGACUGCUAUGUCUAGCUUCUGAUGUAAACAAUUUGAGUCAUAAGUAACCUAUUACUGAACGUUUAUAUUUUAAGGUUUACACCUUCAUAUGGCGCCAAGACUAGUUUGAUUCUAAAAGUUUAUUGUGCUUAGCCUUAUAUUUGUAUUGUCAUACAAUUACAUCCCAGUAUUGUAGAGCACGUGUAAUGCAGAGGGAAAUGGCAUUACAUCACCGACAUUGUAUACAAACAGAUCACGUAACACAUGCACACGCAAAGUACUGUCAGUGGCACAAAGCAUGUAUCUAUACAGGUUCACAGUAAAACAUGUUUUCAUUCCCUGCAUUUUUGGCCAUAAAAAAAUAAUUAUGCACUACAAUCAUUUCCAUCAUGCAACCAGCACUGAUCCUCGCAAUAAGUCUCAGUUACUCUCAUUCGGCUAUUCAAUAUCAAUGAAUCCAUAUCCUAUCUCAUAGUAUAAGCCUAGUAACACAAUAAAUACAUAACACAUGUAACUGCAACUAUCCGCCUACUACCUCAAACAAAACUUUAUCCUUGAAGAAAAAAAAGUUUUCGCCACAAUCACUGAACGACCAAAAUAUGAAAAUGCCCACACAGUUAUUAUAAGUAUUAAUAACAUUUCAUGUCUAAAAAAAAGAGUUAUUUAAAUACAAUAAAUACUAACACAAUUUACUCCAAAUAAAUAGGAGAAAAUCUAUAACCGUACUCAAAUGGACAUUUCACAAAAGCAUUUGAAGCACGCAUCACUCGAAUGAUCUGCAAUCACGAUAUUCAUAUAUUGGUUUAAAACAUUAUCGUAUUAAUUUGAGUAAAUUCCUUACAGUUCCAUUUGAAACCUCGGCCAGUGCCUAUCCCCUCUCUCGGUUUUCCAUGCCGCACUCGGUCUCUCACGUUUCAGAGGUGCCGCAGCAGAACUCGCAGUUCUCUAGAAAUAGGUAGUGUUUGUUGAGACUCUCUAACGUCCAAUGGGUGGGCUGUUGCCAGUAGCAACCACGUCCAUCAGCCAUUUCUGUCCAAUAAACAGCGGGACGAGGCGGAGUGCAGGUGCGCGCCGCUGUGUCCACUUGGCAGAGUGCCUGGGAGACGCCUGUGGCAAAACAGUAACUGUCAAAUGCAAGGUUCCUUUAAUAAGAGCGAUCAGUCCGGCUCCGAGAGUCAUGGCGACCACAGCGUCUAAUCAUUACAAUAUCCUCACCUCCAGCGCAUCCAUUGUGCACUCGGAGCCCGGGAGCAUGCAGCAAGCAUCGGCGUACAGGGACGCGCAGACCCUGUUGCAGAGUGACUACUCAUUGCAGAGCAACAGUCACCCGCUCAGCCACGCGCACCAGUGGAUAACGGCACUGUCGCACGGAGAGGGAGCUCCGUGGUCAACCAGUCCGCUCGGCGAGCAGGACAUCAAACCCGCGGUGCAGGGCACCAGAGACGAGAUGCACAGUUCAAAUAACCUGCAGCACCAGCACCAGCCGCGACCGCCCCACCUGGUGCACCAGUCACAUGGGAACCACCACGACGCCCGAGCGUGGAGAACUACCGCAGCCCACAUACCCAGCAUGGCAACAUCCAAUGGCCAGAGCCUUAUUUAUUCACAGCCCGGAUUCGGCGUCAACGGCCUGAUUCCAGGCAGCGGACAGGGAAUGCACCACCACAACCUAAGAGAUGCACACGAAGACCACCACAGCCCGCAUCUCAGCGACCACGGCCACCAGGCGUCCCAGCACCAGCAACAGAGUCACCACGACCAUUCGGACGAGGAUACACCGACCUCCGACGACUUGGAGCAGUUCGCCAAGCAGUUUAAGCAGCGGAGGAUCAAGCUGGGCUUCACUCAAGCUGACGUCGGACUCGCCUUGGGAACGCUGUAUGGAAAUGUGUUUUCCCAAACCACUAUUUGCAGGUUCGAGGCCCUGCAGCUCAGCUUCAAAAACAUGUGUAAACUCAAGCCUUUGUUGAACAAGUGGUUGGAAGAAGCGGAUUCCACCUCGGGCAGCCCAACCAGCUUGGACAAAAUCGCUGCACAAGGGAGGAAAAGGAAAAAACGGACCUCUAUCGAGGUAAGCGUAAAAGGGGCGUUGGAGACCCAUUUCUUGAAGUGUCCUAAACCCGCAGCGGCGGAAAUUACUUCCCUGGCGGACGGUCUACAGCUGGAGAAAGAGGUGGUGAGGGUUUGGUUUUGUAACAGGAGACAGAAAGAGAAACGGAUGACUCCUCCCGGUGGACCGCUUCCUGGAACCGAGGAUGUGUAUGGGGACACACCGCCACAUCAUGGAGUCCAAACACCGGUUCAAUGAACAAUAACGGACCACUAUUAGACUUUUCCUGAUUUUGUUUGUCUUGAAAAUUAUAUAUAAUUCACUGGACUAUGAGCGAUAGUGGGUGUUUUAUGUAUAAUAGCCUAGCCUAUGGCAUGAGUAGGCUACUUACACAAUAUCUGCAUUGAAUACCAUUCAAAACCCGAAUAUCAUUAGCGAUGGAGUGGAAAUUGUUUUCUUCAAGAGCUAAGCGAACACAUGUUCGAGGAUAUGCCUAGCACUGUGACUCAACGCAGUUUCAAGGUGUAGCCCUAUUGUGAAAAAUAUUUGGCGUAAAGGAAAUUAUCGUUAAAAACUAGCCUCGGGAUUCAUAGCUAAAAUGGUUUACAUUCUCGCCUUUUGUGGUGUAUUCAACACAUGGCGCUGCGGAAUCAUCAUGGUUUUGUUCUGGACGUGUGGGUCCGACAAGAAAAGUCAUGACAGCUGCAUUCGACAAAACAUAGCCUAAACGCCAUUUCUCUGUCCCAGACAAGCAGCUGGGGGUUGAGCAUCGGUUGAGCAAUGUGUGAGGGUUGAUCAUCCGUCAGUCAUCUUUUUCCAGUUAGUUUUGACAUUCAACAUUGCUUUGAGGCGUUUAGGCAAAUGAUUAUGUGCGAAAUCGUUAUUAUUUUAGCCUGUUACCUGUUAUAUCCCUAUUAUUAUUAUUGUUGUUGUUGUUGUCAAGAGCAGUUCGAAGGAGCUCCUUGAAUAAUUGAUACCACAUAAGUCAUAUGGUUUUAAAAUUUCGUUUGGACGCACACAGGAGCACAUCAUCCUUCUCGUUCUCUCAAUGAUAUCAGCACGUGUGGAUCAAACACAAAAGGCUGCCAGCACUGAGCUCCGCUCCACGCCACGCGGCCAGCAGCUAGCAGUCAGGUCACGGAAGGGCUACGUGGCGAUGGAAACCUGGCACUUUUCUAGAGCAAGAUAUAUCACCAAGUUUCACAGAACAUUGUGAUCAAUUUUGUAAAUAUUGUAUAACUAAACAGUCACGGCUUAGUUCCUUCUCACUGGGGCACUUUUUUUCUUUCGGUGUUUUCAAAACAAAAACAGGUUUUAGCUGUUUAUUUUUUUAUUCCAAAUGGUUUUGACACAAUUUUUAGGUUUCAAUAGCCUACCUUGUAUUUUUAUUUAAAGUUAUUUGUAGCUGAAAUUAUGCUUGUUGUUUGCAGUGUAAUGUGUUUGAGAAGCAUUUUAUGUUCAAUUCAGAGGGAUUUCAUUGAUGUGAGUUCAAUUGGAUUGGCAGAAUUGACUUCACAUGUUGUCCUGACAUUGGCUUUCAAUAAUGUCCACCUGACAUUAUAUUUUUGAAUCAAAUAUAUGCUUUAAGUAAUUAUUAUGGUCUAAUUGAUUGGCAACUAAAUAAUUAAUCAGCCCACAGAUUGGCAAAAGAAGGCGAUAUGCUCGCUGAAAUAUAUUUUAUUUAAAAGAUGUAUAAUUCCUUUACAAAAGGAAAUAGAUAUUUAAGUGUUCUACAUUUUAUAUCAACUUUUAAAAACAACGUGGACCCUUUGUCAAAAACAAGUCACCUGACAUCACAUAUCAUGAAAAUAAUAAUAAGAAUAAUAUAUUAUUAUUAUUUUAUUAUUUAUCAUAGGGUGAGGAUUUUAUUUGAUCCUUGCCACCUUUCUUUUGUUUUGGUAUCAUUGCGAUAUGGGAAUAAUGAUCAAAUACGUUAAUUUUAUAAUUUUGUUAUUGAGAUUGUAAUUUAUUCUAUAAGGACUUUUAUAGAUGACAAAGUACAAUAGAUAUAUAAAUGGCAUCGAAAAGGCUUAUGGAAUAUAGGCUAGUCAGAAAGGGGGAGAGAUAGUAUUUUUUAUUUCAGGGGGAUUGCCAUAGCCUAUACCGUCAAUGCUACGUGUAUAUACAUGUUUUAUGAUAACCAUAUGGCUUGUUCUCCGUAGCUUUGUUUCAUUUUAUGCAAAUUAUAUCCAGGGACUUGUGUUCUUCUCAUUUACUUUUGUUUUUUUAAAGAAAAAAGUUAAUGGUAUUGAUCGUAUUUCUUCUGUAGCUUGAAUUAAUCGACCAAUCACACAAUUCUCUGAUAAUCAAACUGUGGGAUGUACAAAUUCGAUGUUUUUUUUUGGUUUUGUUUAUUGUUUUUUUCCCCCGCGUUUGUCACAUUCACUUUUAAUUCAUCUGGAUAAACCUGGGGGGUAAACACGCAGAUGGUGAUGUGUAGGUAAUAUUUCACCACUUGAUAUCACAUGAACAAAGACUUGCACAUUUUUAAAUAAUGGGGUUGAUAUUAAAAAGCUUUUUUCAAUGUCGA
This is a messenger RNA of Oncorhynchus keta (chum salmon), 4720 nucleotides long. RefSeq names its product POU domain, class 3, transcription factor 2. Gene Ontology annotation, cellular component: nucleus. The transcript has a single exon. NCBI's taxonomy places the organism in Eukaryota, Metazoa, Chordata, Actinopteri, Salmoniformes, Salmonidae. Gene Ontology annotation, molecular function: RNA polymerase II cis-regulatory region sequence-specific DNA binding; DNA-binding transcription factor activity, RNA polymerase II-specific. Gene Ontology annotation, biological process: brain development; regulation of transcription by RNA polymerase II. The coding region runs from base 1126 to 2448 and encodes 440 amino acids. The record is from RefSeq and is a predicted model, not a curated record.